AUGUGGUUUCUCGGGCUGCUGCUGGCUUUGGCUGUGGGGUUUGGAUCUGGGGCGGCGGAGUCUGAUCCCUUCGAUUUCAACGUCCCCAGAGGUCCUAGCCAGAAACACCCACGCGGAGCCGCAGAAACCACCUUCCCGGGCAUCUACCCCCCUUUCAACCCAUCCACUUGUGUAGCCACAUCCACCUCGAUCACUUACUCGACCGUUUUGGUCACACAAACCGUCACUCCCUUCCCCAAAACCGAGACUUCGUCCUAUCCUCUCAUCAGCGCUACGCUCGUCACUCCACCAACCAUCUACACGACGUCGCCGACAGACUGGAGCGUCUAUCCCAUCAGCACUAACACGCGUUGUUUCUCUCUCGUCGAUGGAGCUUCGUCUUGCUUCACGUGGACAGAUGUUUCCUCGAUCUACACCGGAACUUCGACCACCCUCCUUUCUGCGAGCACUACCGGAGAAUCGACCAUCACUCGCUCAGUCCAGUCAGCUCCUUCGACCACGUCGGGUAUUGUCGGCACGACAAGUAUCUACACCAUUCCGGAGGGCUCGUCUUCGGUUCCGUAUUCCUCUUACACUUACACUCCCUCGCAACCUCCUCAAAGCAGCAGCGAGUCCAACUACGGACCUCCUCCGUCUUCUCCAACGUCACCCACAACAUACACCAUCUUACCGCCCUCGCCAACUUCUCCGUACACGAUACUGACGACAUUAACUCCGUCCACACCCGCGCUAUCUUCCGUUUUCCCGACCACGUCGGAGCUUUCCUACAUCUCAGUCACUACGGUUUACUACACCAUCUCUGGCGUUGCCCACUCCGCCACCGUUUCGAACACAGAGUACACUACACUCACCUACCCAUACCCUUCUGAAUCCUGGCCAACAACCGUCACCAUCACACCACUUCCAAGCCUCACCUAUGCACCUUCGUCAUGGGAGUCGACGUACAACCCUGAGUCUACAUCGGUGUACACGAUUUCGAACUCGGAAGUGACGUACACGGGGACGGUGACAUAUCCCAAUUCCGAGUCUUCUUAUUACCCCUCAGAGACUACUGAAACUUGGUACACUCCCACCCCCUCGACGUAUACGUACACCCCCUCCUACUCUUACACUCCAUCGACAUACACGUACACUCCCUCCUACUCUUACACUCCAUCGACGUACACGUAUACUCCAAGCUUUACCUACAUCCCGACCUACACAUACACCCCGUCAACCUACACGUACACCCCAACCUACACAUACACCCCGUCAACUUACACCCCGUCAACCUACACGUACACCCCAACCUACACGUACACCCCGUCGACCUACACGUACACCCCAACCUACACAUACACCCCGUCGACCUACACGGAAACUCCAACCUACACAUACACCCAGUCAACCUACACGGAAACUCCAAUCUACACGUACACCCCGACCUACACAUAUACUCCGUCGACCUACACCUACACUCCAACCUACACAUACACCCCGUCAACAUACACGUACACCCCAAGCGAAUCCCUUGGCCCCACUUACACUUACACACCGACCUACACUGAAUCGACAUACACCUACACCCCUACCUACACCUACCCUGAGACAACAUAUGUUCCGACAUACGCGACCUACCUCUCGUCAAUCUACCUUACGUAUACUCCUUCAACAUACAUCGGAACGACCUCGUACAUUCCCACCUACACGGCGACUGAAAUCUCCGGCACGUCAACGUACGAGACGACCUACCCCGGCAUUCCGACUGCGUCUACAUACACCUCCGUCAUCUCCAUUGUAACGUUAGAGACAAGCACUCUCCAGACUCCAACCCCAAUAACUCUCAGCACGGCCACAAUAUCCUGGACGGACACGACCUUCACAAGCAUCGUUUCAGUGCCGGCUGAAACCACAACGUCGCCGGCAGAAUCGGUAUCGCCUAUUUUGACAGGAUAUACCCCGUCAACAGUGUACAGUGAAUCAACAACCUACACCACAGGCCAACCCGUCGUAACGUACUACACGACCUACACGAUAUACCCAACCACCUUCACCGAAACCUACCACACCGUCUCCGCGGCCACCAUUUCCCUUCACCAUACCACGUACACGACAUAUUACACCGUCCCAGCCACAGACACUUACACAAUAUCGACGCCUUCCAUCCCGUCAUACGGCCCGACGGAAACUCCACUGCCCACAUCCACCACCGUCCACCCAACAACGACUCUGACUCCAUACACGACUAUUACUCUCACACCGCCCCACUCAGUUCCUUCAACGACCCUCGGGGGCGUCGUCCCAUCGGGAUACACUUGGAGCUACUCCACCUUCACCAACACCAUUUCAUCCUCCAUUUCCACCACCUACACUGAAUCCUUCCUCGUCCCCUCUGUCGUAACUACCACGGUGUACUACACGCCACCCGGGUACACAGGUCCAGCUUCCGAAUCCACAUCUACCUACACGCCAUCCUACACGCCAUCCUACACGCCAUCCACCACAUACACCAACUGGUUCUCCACGUACACGCCUUCCUACUCCACAUACACGCCGUCCUCCACGUACACCCCGUCGUAUUCUACAUAUACGCCUUCCUACUCCACGUACACGCCUUCCUACUCCACAUACACCCCAUCCCACUCCACAUACACGCCAACAAUCCCCUUCCCCUCAUGGACCCCCUCAUGGACCUCCCCAUGGACCUCCCCCUACCCCAUCGCGACGACAACCCUCUACGCCACCACCGAAACCGCCACCGCGACGACGACCCCGUCCACCCUCCUCACCCUCGUCACCACCACCACCCUCGUCACCACCACCGAGUGCUCCACCUGGACCGACGCCACCGGUGGCGUCGUCGUCGUCUCCGGCACGCCCGUGUAUACGAUCGAGACGGCGGUGGCGGUGCCGGUGGCGGAGGUUACUGGGGUUGGUGGUGGGUAUGGGGCGAGACAGAGGAGGGGGGUCAGGGGGGGAAUGGGGAUGGGGAUGGGGAGGGGGAGGGGGGGAGAGGAAGGCGGUGAGGAGGAGGUUGGGGAGCGUCAUGGGAAUGGGAAGAGGGGGGUGGCGUGUAAGGUGUGA
Messenger RNA from Diplodia corticola, 3063 nucleotides. RefSeq lists its product as uncharacterized. The record is from RefSeq and is a predicted model, not a curated record. The transcript has 3 exons. Lineage: Eukaryota; Fungi; Ascomycota; Dothideomycetes; Botryosphaeriales; Botryosphaeriaceae. Bases 1 to 3063 code for a protein of 1020 amino acids.